Asterias rubens (European starfish) is the source of this 11073-nucleotide messenger RNA. Its product is annotated as mucin-17-like. The transcript has 20 exons. Bases 136 to 6501 code for a protein of 2121 amino acids. The record is from RefSeq and is a predicted model, not a curated record. Gene Ontology annotation, molecular function: RNA binding; SH3 domain binding. Gene Ontology annotation, cellular component: membrane; cytosol. NCBI's taxonomy places the organism in Eukaryota, Metazoa, Echinodermata, Asteroidea, Forcipulatida, Asteriidae.
GAAUGAUGGCGCAUGUCUUAUCACCACAGGUACAAAACUAGCGCCGGAAUACGUCUUGAUUUUCUUCCUACAAAAACAAUAUGAUGCUUUUACUGAUAUUGAGCCAGGACCAGCAGUGAAACAACCAGCAUCAAGAUGAGUACGGAGCAGUCGUUGAUGUGCCCCACGUGUAAGCUGGACUACACUACAUGGGGACAGUAUGAGGAACAUUUCUGGUCAUUGAUCCACCAUAAACAGCUGGAAAAUCAAUAUGGCAGUGGACAGAUGCACAUAUGUAGUUUAUGUAAUUCCCAGGCUGACUCUCUAUCAUCUUAUGCCAAGCACCUCGUCAGUGAUAAUCAUCGCAUUGCUAUAAAACAACGGAGACAAUCUAAACAGCUACAAGAAGAGCAAAACCAAAGACAACUCAGAGCGGUGGGUCCAAGUUACAGUCAACAAACUUACCCAGGAGGAUUGAUGAAGGGAUCCUGGCAGCAAAAUCAAAGAAAUGUAUGGCGCCAAUAUUUCCAUGGCAAUCAUAACAGCAACUCAUCCCAGAAUAGGACGUGGAGUGCUAAGAUGGAUUUUGAAGCACCACAGAAAAAAGUGACUGGCCCGUACUCGUCGUCAAUGAAUUCUUCAUCACUAAGUUCAUUCGCAAGAAAAAGCAGAUGGGAUCUACCAUUCACUAAAAGUUCAGCAAGAACAAGCAGGUGGGACCAACAAAAAGGAAGCUUUCAAACGACAAAUCCUAGUUCAGUGAAGCAGACAGCUGUAGCGAGCACUGGCAAGGGAACGUGUAUCACUGGAGUAACAAGAUCAGCUAUUGAGGUAGAAGGUCAUAGUUCAGGGGUCAACUCAUCUUUGAAACAGAACAACACCAAGGAAAACCCCCUCAGCACCACUAUCAAAGCAACUUCCAAAGUGAUUCAAACCAAUCAUCUCUCUAAAAACAGUUCUGUACCGAAGUUGUCUUCACAUUCAGUAUCCAGUAAAGUAAAAGAUACUAUACUAACCGAUACAUAUAGGAAAUCCGGUCUAAGCAGACUUACAGUGUGUGAAAGUUCUUGUACAGGAGAUCUGGACAAGAAUGGAAAGAAAAGGAGUUGUAGCUCUGAGAGUGAGAAAACUCUCAAGUAUCAGAAAACUCAACCAAGCACAAGCACACCAGCCAUCGGUGAGAGUACUGUAGUAAAGAAUUCAGCGAGUGGAUUGAAAAGCUCAAAGUCUGAAGAUAAGCAAGGACAAGAGAAGAGUACUGACCAAAAGAAAAGCACUUCAAGGCAAGAAAAGACAAGUGAACUAUUGGUUGCCGAUAAGAGUGAAAAUAGAACAAACGCCAACAGCCAAAGCAAUGUGAUCAAAAGUGCAACAGAGUCGGGAACGGAAUCUGAUUUGAAAAAAGCCAAGAAAAUUAGUGUGUCUCAAACGCCGGAUGGAAUUGGCAAAGUAUUUGCUGCUGGAGAAAUAAGCACAUCACUGGAGCAAACAAAGAAAGUAUUAGAUUUGGGUGAAGAAAAUGUGAUCAAGAAAAUAGAAGAAAAUCUGACCAGUGAUGGGACUUCAAAAACUGACUCAAAAAGUGCACAAACAAAAGCAAGUACAGCUCAGGCUUCCAGUAUAUCUAAUAAAUCUGAAAAAGGUUCAGAAUUAAACUCUUUGGCAUUACCAAGUUCACCAGUUGAUGGGAAAUCUCAGAAUACUUUGGUUAUUGGAAAAACUCCUCCUGAGGUAACUAGACUAAACCUACCACAAUCAAACCCUGAACUUGGCGAAAAAGACCCCUCGUCACUUGUUACGCCCGGUGUAGCUUCUACUGAGGACCCUCUUGAAUCAAUUGAACUCAGUGGAGAAGCAAGUGUCACAAGAGUUCAGCUUCCGCCAAGCCUCCGACGAGAACUGACCAAGCUGCUGGUCAAAAGCCAAGGGCCAAGGCCACGUGUAAAUCUGGCUGCUGCACGUAGCAGGCUUCAUGCAGGUGAGCACCCUCAGGCCCAGGUGGUUGAGUCGCCAGACAGAAUGGUACAGCAGCUUCUAAUGAAACUCCUGGACUCUCCGAAGUCACAAGACAGACAAGUACAGCAGAUUGAAGAGCUUCAGCGUUUAUUGAUUCAGGCGUCCAAGAAGGGUAGCGAGCGAGCUCGUUUUGGGGUGCAGCAGAUUCCAGAAAUCUCUCUGGAAGUUUUAGAAUCGUUACUGAAAAGUGGGCAGCUAAUACCGCUGCUCUCUGACGAUGGUACACAAUCGGAUCAAAAUCAUCCCCUGACAUUGCAUGCCAAUGAACCUGCUGAUUCCACCGAACAACUCAGAAGACCCUUUCUUGUCAACUCGCCUGUGGAUAAGCCCCAUCCUGAAAGGGGUACAAAAACUGUCAUCAAAGAAGAAAAGGUCGAGUCUGAAACGCAUAUCAAAACUGAACCUCCAUCUCCUGAACCAAACACAGUAACAAUCAAAUCAGAACCAGAUCUGGACACUGCAGCUCCAACUGAUGUUGCGUCAUCUACUCAAACAAUGCCUUCCGCACCGCAGACACUAAGCUCAACUGUUCCUCUAGAAGGAGGCAGUAGCACUGACAACAUGAUUCAAACUACUAAUAUCAGAAGUCUUCCCUGGACUCUGAAGAGUAGAAAUCAAAAGGAAGUUUGCAACCUCCCAAAAGAAGCUGACAGUCGACAGCAACCAGUAUUGACUAUCAAUCCACAGGAAGUUUGCAACCCUCCAACAGAAGCUGAUAAACGACAGCAACCAGUAUCGACUAUCAAUCAAAAGGAAGUUCGCAACCCUCCAACAGAAGCCGAUAAACGACAGCAACCAGUAUCGACUAUCAAUCAAAAAGAAGUUCGCAACCCUCCAACAGAAACCGAUAAACUACAGCAACCAGUAUUGAAAACCCCUCGGAAGAGGAGAACCUCGCAAAAGGAUCUGAAAGACAUCUUGCUUCAGCUGUCUCUUAAGGAAGAACGCUUUCACAAAAGGCUGAUUACAGUAGAGAGUAGCUUAAAAACAACCAAGGAGCUCAUCUGCAGGAAACAACAACAUUUUAGGAAGCUUAAAGAGCAGAGAAUUAAGAUUUCACAAGAUGUAAUGGCCAUAAGAACGCAAAGACUGCAGCUCCUCAAAGAAGCAACAACAUCAUCACUCAUCUCUCCAGUGUCUCAGAGGUCAUUGACCAAAGCAUGUCGAAAGAAAUGCCUAAAACCCACCAGCCAAGUCUCUUCUUGUCGCAAAUCUUCCUCGUGUUCUACGCCUGUUAGUGGACUACUGUCAAGUUUGCUUGCCAGAUCAUCAAGUUCCUGUCCAGUUACCAAACAGUCCAAAAACCAUGCAACCAGUGUAGCUUGUACAAACUUUUGUCCUGUCACUAAAGUUUUGUUAAGCGGAAGCUCAGUGAAAGGUAAAUCUCAAGGACUUUCUGGUCGAAUAGUAUUUAAAGGGCCAGUGUUUUCAACUGGAGUUGUCUCUGGUGCUACACCUGGUAGUAAGUUAUCACAGAGUGUUGCUGCGGGAUCCUCUCUUCAGAACCCAGUUAAAUCUCAAACAACAAAGACAAAAUUAUCUCUUUCCCGAGCAGUGACCUAUACGUACAACAGUCAGACAACAGCUGGAGCUUGUACAACGUCUUAUUCAGUCACCAACACUGCUGGGACUUACAAAGUUUCACUUGGGGAAAGCUGCACUCGAGGUAAAUCUCAAGGAACUGCUGGUCAAACAGUAUUUCAAGGGCCGGUGUCUUCAACUGGAGUUGUCUCUGGUGUUAAAGCUGGAACUAAAUUACCACAGAGUAUUGCUGCAGGAUCCCGUCAGAACCCAGUCAAAUCUCGAACAGCUAGUAAAAACCGACCAGUGAAGCAUAAUUACAAUAUCCAGAAAACAACUGGAGCUUGUACAAACCCUUAUUCUGUCUCCAACAGUACUCCAACGUACAAAGUUUCAUCAAAAGCAAGCUCGCUUCAAGGUAAAUCUCAAGGACUUUCUGGUGGAACAUUGUUUCAGGGAUCGGUGUCGAGUACCCCUGUAUCUGCCUCUGUAUGUAGCUCAGGUAGUGAACCAUUAACAAGCUCGUUUAAAGAAUCGUUCUUUAAUUUUUUAACUUGUACUCCCAAGAAGAGCAAUUCCACUCCAGACUCCGUUGAUAAGCCUCAACCAGUCAAAGUGAAAGAAGAGCUUAUUGAUGCGGGAAUAUCUCUUUCUUGUCCAGUGAACAAACCAUGCAAAAUCCAAGCAAGUGUAGCUUGUACAAACCUUUGUUCUGUUGCCAACAGCACUACAACUGAUAGCAAUUCAUUUAGAGAAAGCUCACUUGACGACAAAUCUCAAGGACCUGCUGAUGGAACAUUAUUUCAGAUUUCAGAGUCGAGUCCUCCUGUAUCUGCCUCAGGAUCCUGUCCAGGGAGUGAACCAUUAACGAGCUCAUCUACAGUAUGUGAUGUUCCUGUGAACAACACCCAUGCAGAGGCCACAACUGCAGGUUCUGCCGAGAAGAGCAAUACCACUUCAGACUCAGUUGAUAAGCCUCAAUCAGUCAAAGUAAAAGUAGAACCUACUUUUAAAGUGAAGGAAGAGCCGACUGAUAAAGUGAAAGAGGAACCUAGGGAUCAAGUGAAAGUGGAGCCUACGGAUCAUGUGAAAGUUGAGCCUACGGAUCAAGUGAAAGUUGAGCCUGUUGAUCCUGGUUAUCAAGAUGUUGGUGAUGCCAGUUUACAAGCUCCUUUAGUUACACUCCCUAAGACAAGUCUUUUUAAACAGUCCAAAAAUCCACCUAGUUCUCUUUUUGGGACCAGUACCAGCUCAAACACUCUCCCAGAAACCAGAGUUGAAGGUCAAUCAAUGGAUGAGAAACAAAUCAUUGAGGACGUUAGCAAUACUGAACAGACAAACCAGGAUCAUCAGGCACCACCGGUAAACAAGAGACGGAUUUACAGGGCUUGGAAGGCAUCACCAGCAUCCAAGAAGGCCAAAACAUCUGAAGGAUUCGCAACAGCCGAAUCACCAAAUAGUGAAGCUAGGUACCCAAUAGGGUCUGCUAUUGACACAUCUACUCUUGAAGUUCCAUCUGCUGUCAUAAAGUCCCCCGGUUGUACCUCCGUUUGUGAGAAGUGGAUACCAGUGCUGAAGCUACGCAAGAUUGACCAACAAGUUACUAGACCUAUCGUCAAAACAGAAAAAACGCCGUCGAGAACAACUAAUAAAGGCAAAGGAAGCUCACCAACUCCUCUUGAUUUAAGUGUCUACGACAUUUCAUCAGACAGUGAAAGUUCUGCCAUAGUGGAGCCAAUCACAAGGAAAGCCAAAUCAAGCGUCCGUAAAGUCCGGAAGCUGAGUGCAUUGAGAACACACUCUCCAUCACCACGAUCUUCAUAUGAGCAACAAAGCAUCCCCGGUGCAAAGUGUGGCAUAUUUCGUGCUCAUAGCAAGGCUGUCCAAGGGAUGUGCAGUGUCAAGGGGAAAUUGUGUACGGUUAGCGCAGACUCCACAGCAAAACUCUUCAGUAUUAAACACUUCAGUCGUUACAAAGUGUUCAAAGGUCACCGCGACAGCGUGAAUUGUGUUUCAGCGUGGAGUUCUAAAGACCCAGAUACUCUGGUUACAAGCUCGUAUCUGUUUACAGGCUCUAGCGAUGGAAACAUCAGAAUGUACAGUAUGCAGAUAUUUGCGUGUGAGAAGGUCAUCUGUUGUAAUUCUCGAGUCACAUGUUUUUUGUUGCGAUCGGAAACUCUGUAUGCGGGGCUUGCAAAUGGUUGUGUCACUGUAAUUAACCUAAAGGAUUUCACAACGGAGACAUUUCAAUGCAAGAGAGAUAUCAUCAUUCAGUGUAUGAUUACAGCCAAAUACGAGGGAGAAGUCUGUCUGGUAAAUGCCUACUCAGAUAACACAGUGGGUGUGCAUGCUUUGGCUGAUGGCAAACAGCAUAUUGUCCUCCGAGGACACACCCGACCCGUACUCUGCUUAGGGGUGUUUGACCAUCAUGUGUACAGUGGAUCUGCAGACAGGAAAGUAAUGAUACAUGACAUCAGGACAGGGGUACGGACUAAAACCAUCAAACACCAUGGGAGCGCAAUAACAGGCUUAAUUGUUGGUACUCCGUACUUGAUUACCGCUUCAAUGGAUAAGAAAAUCCGUCUCUUCAGUGCAAAGGAUGGGAAGCUUGGAAGAGUAAUAGCCGAGUGCCCUUACGGUAUAUCCUGUAUGAUUCGCAUCAAGAAAAUGCUGUAUGUCGGAUGUACUACUGGUCAUGUGGAAGCCAUAGAUGUCAGGCCAGACAGUAUCAGGGAUGAGGAUGGGAAGAAGAAGAAGAAGAAGACCAAGGCCAAAAAAGUCAUGUUCAAGUGCGAGUGGUUAGAUUGUGGCAACCGAGUCAAACUUACUAAAGGUGCUAAGCAUCUGAAUAAUUACCAUAUUAUCAGUAAGAAAGAGCAUCAAUGCAAGUGGGGUUACUGUGACGUGGUCAUAAACAAGGCAUUACCAAACUGUCAGAAGCUUUUGUGGAAACAUGCCAAGGAUCAUAUACAGCCCCAAGAGUGAGCGAUGAUUGAAGGAACAGAAGAUACACCAGAAAGACUUUGAACACCUGGGAGUGUGUGGGGCUGGUGGUUAGUGGAGCCGCUGCAAAUCAGUUGAGCACAGCAGAUGUGUGAUUAGCUGAAACAAGUUACCCACCAAAAUGAUACAUGAUUAAGUACAUUUAAUUUCAUUUAUUUCAUUUACAUGUAUCUUUACAGGUUCCCUGCUGAUGUUCGCUAAGGAAAUUUGUUUGUAAAGCAAAACGCUUGGAUUGGCAGAUGUUUCCUUAGUGCAAGUCUAUACAUCACUUGCAUACACAUUGCAUAUAUGUAUUUUGUUUUACUUUCUGUACCAAAGCUGCCUUACAUUUGUUUAUCAUUUUACCUAUAGUUUCACUAUUUGAUAUGCCAUUUUUUCUGACUGCAAUUAACAUUUUAAUGAGACUUUUGAUUCUUUCCCCCCCCCCCAUGUUGGCCUAGUGGCUUCUGUCCCCGUCUUUCACCUCUGUAGACCCCAGUUCGAAUCCCAUCUCAGACAGGAGCCUUGAUUGCGUUGGUUUUCUCCCAUUAGGGUUUUUCUCCUACAUCAAAAACUGAAUUUGUUUUUCUCGUUUCCUAUUCCAUCCUGUUAUUGGCACCAAUUGUGGUGUUGGAUGCGUCAUCAAAUAAAUAAAUGACGCCAAUGGAAUGGGUUUGGCCUUUGAUGGGAUUGCGUCAUACUUAAGUUAAAUAAUAAAUAGAUAGCACAAAAGCAGAGUAGCAAGAAUUACACCAAGGUCAAUUGGUGGGGUUAAUUAACUAUUAGUGCAUUACUGAUCAACUUGAUCAAUGUAAAGAAUAAAGCAGAAGAUCGUUAAUUGUGGUUUUUUACGCUCAUCUUGGAUUUUUGUCCCUAGUGAGUUUGCUCAUUAAUUUUUUUUUUAUUGUUAUAGUAAAAGCAAAAACCACUAAUUGGUAUUAUUGGUUGUCCGAAAAACAAUUGGCUAUAAAGGCAAAAUUGAUGCAUUGUUACGAGGCAAAGCAAUAAAAUUUGAUUAAUGACUUGCUCAAGAAUAUUUGUAGCCAAAACGGACUAGUGAAAAUGGACUCUUGUAUUCACUUAACUCCUUGGAUUUUUUCUUAAAUAUUAAAGUGAUUUCCAUUUAACUCAACAAAACUGUUCAGCCUUCAAGGUGGGGCUAAAGAGUUUGUUGCUGGUAUUUCUUUAAUAAUACUUUAACAACAGGUUUUUGUAUUGUUUUUCUUUUCUUUCUGUUUGUUUAUAAUACAAAGUUAGAGCAAGUGUGAAGGUGCAUACUUAUAGAAUACAGCAUUUCUUAAGAUUAGAAAAAGACAGAGAAAUGUAGAAGACAUAACAUUUCCCAGCUUUGGAGUGAAUGUUUUGUUCUUUUCUUAUUUUGGAACUUCAUUUCGUUAAGAAGAAGGAACAAGGUGAAGAUAAAGACAAAUCAAUGAAGUAUUAGGAUCUGUUCUCUCACUUGGGAUGUUUCAUUAUUUAAUCUUUUAGAGACCAUAGCGGCCAGACACGGCUUGUACGAAAUGCUCAUGGCGGCCAAGGAUCUGACCUACUUCCACUCAAAAUAAAAGGUCAGAGCAAAGGUCAUGUCAUGUAUUGACAUUUUCCAUUGUUUUCAUGUUUCUGGAAAAAACAAAAAUAUUAGCCGUGUCUUGUGGGUUACUGCACCUGACUUUCAGUUAAGAAGACUGAGGUUCAAACCCUGUGUCAUGAGGUUGAUUGCAAGUACUUUUCAGGGUACAUUGCCACAUUUUUUGUUUAACAUCCUCAUCUCUGAAAAGUGUCCUCGGUUUGUUUAAUUUUAAUUUGUUCACUCUUAAUUUGUUUACUUUUAAUUUGUUCACUCCUAAACUCAGCAGUGCAAAGCUUACGUCAAAGCUUGAGAUUUUUCCGAAUCACUUAAAUUUAUUUGUAUUGUGACAUCAGAUUUUGCUUUGUAAUUAAAGUGCAAUGAAGCCAAUGUUAACUAAGAUAAUCAGAGGAGAUUAAGUAAAUUAAAUUAACAGACAUGUUGGUAUUUUGUCUAUCAUAUAUCUCUUGAAACGUAGAAAAAAUUGCUUAUCAAUAAUGUAAGAAAUCCAUUAUGCAAAAUAGUGCAAGUAGAUUUGACGGUCCUAAAAAUCAAAGCUUGACAAAUUGUAGUUCAAGAAGGCAAAGCAAGUAGUUAUUUUGAAUAACAUUUGUGCAUGUACUUUUAUGAUGACUGCACAUCAAAGGUAUAAAUGUAUUAUUUGGUACUUUCUAUGUUAAUUAAUGAUUAUAAUAUAUGGAUCUUGUUUUUUGAUAGGGGUUUCUCAUACCAGCGUUUAAGUUCAAGCACAUCUCAAACAUCUCAAAGAAGAAAAAACAAUUCUUUCACAUUUCAGCUUUCUUGGCCAAAGUUGGACACUGUUAGAAAAGUUGCUCUUUUGCUACCAAAGAGUUGCUUUUGAGGCAGUGCAGUUCGUUUUGCCUUCAAGAAUAGCCUGGUAUUUGAACCUUGAACUAUGUGUUGUAAGUGCCGUAUAGUCAUACUGAUGGUGCGGACAUCAGCAACACAGCCAUGAAGACAUUAAUUGAUCAACCAUCAUCUUAACCGUGUUAGAAGUCAAAUUACUUGAUUCUAGCAACAUUUUAGUCAAGACUUUGGCUUGAUAUAAGGUUUGGGUGCUGAGUUAGUUACCAAAUGGUGUUGGACUGCAUUAUAUUCACCCUAAGGGUUACCUUAAUUUUUGAAACCAAAGAAAUCGGAUAGGAAAUAUAAGUGUUUACUUCCUAUCUCAUUCAUAUAUUUUGUUAGGAUACUUUUGUAUACUUUUGUUAUGGAUUAUUUAUCUGGCAUUAUGAUCUGGAAAUGAUCUCUACAGUUUAUCAAUACUUGAAAUUGUCGUUGUUGUUGUUGUUGUUGUUGUUGUUGUUGUUGAUGGUGGUGGUGUUUUUUUUUUUGGGGGGGGGGGCAGACAUGCCAUAAUGGAGAGUCCUGUAUUGGAUCAAUGCUGACAACUUGAUGAAACUGCAAACCAUUCAUGUUACUGGGCCAAUGUUUUAAAUAUUUGUUGCUGAUUAGUUGAAUAUUGUAGUAGUCCGACAUAAAAAAAAAACCAAGUUGGAAGUCAGAGGCCCACACUCGGUUUAUACAUGUACAUUGUACUAUAGUUAAGAUAAAUUAUUUUUGUAUUUACAAAAUAAAUUAGGCAAGGAAAACUUGUUGAUUAUUUCACUUAAUUUAUAUAACAAAUAUCACAUUUUCUUUUUGUUUAUCUUGUGAUUAAUUUCACCAUUGCCCAAAAUUGUUUGACAAAUAAAAUGCCAUAUUUGCAAACGUAUUUCAUUUGUCACUUGUUUUUUAUUUUGAUAUUUCGUCCUGUCUGUUUUUACCCAAAGUAAACCUGGAAAUAAAUCAAAUUUAAUUUUGUAAAGUCAUAAGACCUGAAUUUUUACAUAGUGAAAUUUGUUAGUUGGGGAACCACAAAGGUAUCUAUUGCUUUAACAUUUAUUUUAAUAUCAUUAUCUAUUUUUUUUCUCAUGAAAACGAUUACUUCAAUAAGCCUUUAACUCUGUGUUCAACCCUAGUUACAAUUCAAUACUAUUUUGUUUGGUAUUUGUUAUCAAUUGAGCCUUGUCAACGGCUUGAGCCUGCCUGCCUUCCAGCGGUUUUAAAUCUGGCCAACGAAAUUGCGUUUACCAAAAUAAGGUUACCAGUAUGUCUAGUGUACUAUGUGUUACUGGUAUCUUGUACAUUUCUGCUUAAUAUUAAAUUUUUAAGCAAAAAGUUCUGCUUUAGCAGCUCUUUGAAAUUUGGCCCUGAGCGAAGAUAAAUAUUGGUAAGCAGGAACAGAUUAACGGCCAACACACAUGUAUUGUGACUGGUCCCCUGCUAAUGUUGGCUACAAACGAACGAGCGCGAUGGAAGAAAAGCACAUCAAUUGAAACGGCUCCCUUUCUCGUAAAUCAAUUUUGAAAAUCCACCUAGUAACUACUUAAAACAAGUUAACAAGACUUUCAAUUAUUCGGUGGUUUUAAAGUAGUCGAUUAUGUCUUCAAAAAAAAAACCAAAGGAUAUUUGUAAUUAAAAUGAAAAAUUAAAAAAAUAAUUUUUAUUUAAAGUUUCAUUCUCUUUCUCACCAAUUUAGCUUUCAUGCAUCCAGCUCUCAAUAAUCUCCCUUUUAACACAAAGCCACAAACUUCCUUUAAUUUUGCUUUAUUUUGCUACUUUCUAAUGUUAAUUUUUAUCAAUUAAAAAUCUAUCAACAACAAACCUGAAAGGGAAUGUUGAAUAAUUUUGAAUAACUUCAGGUCAAACAGAGAACAAGGUUAACCAACGACCUAACAUUAUUAACCGAUCAUCCGUUUAAAUAACAGGGUUUUUUUUCACUAGUGUAAACAAUGGAAUACAAAGUAGGUUGUAAUCCACCAGUAUUGAAGACCUCUGAUACCGUUAACACAAAAGAAAAACAAACAAUAUUGGUGCAGUAUAAUGAUUUAACAAUGUGAAAAGUUAAAAAUAUAAUUUUCCGUUUAUUUUCUCUUUCGCAUCAAUAUAGUGUACUUUUUCCUCUUCUCGUGAGAAAAAGUUUGUUUCUGGAGAAAGUUACUUUU